Molecule: messenger RNA, 754 nt
Organism: Anopheles coluzzii
Lineage: Eukaryota; Metazoa; Arthropoda; Insecta; Diptera; Culicidae
Exons: 3
Coding region: 164-604 (146 amino acids)
Biological process (GO): tRNA splicing, via endonucleolytic cleavage and ligation
Molecular function (GO): nucleic acid binding
Source: RefSeq, a predicted model, not a curated record
CCAUUUCGAGCAGAACAGAGUCGAGCAAGAUUUGCUGCAUGGGCAAGCAGCAGGUGCGGCUGACAGUUCGGGUGCAGCAGAAACGUCAAACCGCUGCUGCACGGCGUUUGGCGCACUGUAAACAAAACAACGGACCGGCUUUUCCCGUGAGCACAGCGAUGGAAUGGUAAACUUUCACGAAAUUCUCAAAACCUUUUACACACUAGGGUGUGAAGAUGAUGCGCUCUGUUACGGUGCUUGCCGUGUAUACAUUCAUCUGCAAGAAGAAAAGCACAUGCACGAUGUGCAGUACACGUACGAGAAGCGGCUGCAACUGUUCUACCUAACAGCGAGGAAGGAACCGGAUGGCCCCAGCGACCUGUUUAUUCCUUCGUUGACGACAAAUGCAUUGAAUUUGGUGCAGCUGAAGCAGUGCAGAGAGACGAUCACACUGCCCGAUGGUCAAAAGCCGGCGAGUAUCGUGUUGGCGAUCUGUGAUGGUAGUUCAACGGUACUUCUUUACCGGAUGACGCCAGGAUUGAAAGAAAUCGCUCAAAAGUUGCCAUCGAAGGGUAAACUGCUACGAAUGAGGACGGGGACGGGCUGUGAGCAGACACCAAAAUGAAAUAGAACGGUCUUCGUUUUGAAUGCACGACACAGCGGUUUGCAAGCAAAACAGCUGAUUGUAUAGCAGGGCUGUCAAACCUAGGUUUGAAUGUGUUAUACGUUUUCAUGACAAAGAUAAAAUAAAAAAUACCUCAUCUCACAAAAACAA